CGCGUUGCGUGUGGCUCUAGAGUGACUCGAUUUCGAACCACUUGCAUUGCAUCUGAGGCGAGCAGCGAUACUCGACGCUGUUGCUUCCCUCUUCAUCUAUCUCUAGGGCCAAGUUGUGCAUUUCUUUAACUGGCGAAACAUAUACUACAAUAAGUGUCACUACUGCCUAGCUACUACUGUGUGAUUUAUUUUAUGGUGUAAAUGGACUAUAAAUACAGCUGCGGUUUGAUGCGUUUCUUCUUCAUCAGCUUCUUCUUCCUCCUCCUCAUCAUCUUUAGAGUUUCAGAGAUCGAUCAAUUGGGUUCAGAGCAAUGACGAAUAGGUUCGCUUUCGAGGAGAAGGAGAUGGCACGCAUGCUUCUGCUUGUGUCGCGGGAGCAGCCGAUGCCCAUGCCGAUGCCGGUGGCAGUGCACGGUGACCGCGCCCUGGAGCGGGUGUUCGUGUGCAAGACGUGCGACCGCGUGUUCCCGUCGUUCCAGGCGCUGGGCGGGCACCGGGCCAGCCACAAGAAGCCACGGCUGGACGACGGCGGCGACCUCAAGCCCAAGCUGCACGGAUGCUCCGUCUGCGGCCUCGAGUUCGCCAUCGGCCAGGCGCUCGGCGGCCACAUGCGGCGCCACCGCGCCAUGGCCGCGGGCGGAGGCGGUGGCCUCAUGGCCAUGACGCCACCGGCAGCAGCGAUAGAGAAGCAUGGUGGCGGCAACGGCGCUGUUGUCGGCAUGAAACGCGGGCUGUGGCUCGACCUGAACCACCCACCUUGCGACGAGUACGGCGCCAGCUGCGAGGGCGACGACGAGUGCGGCCACGAUGCAGCUGCCGCCGGGUACACGUUCCACCAGUUCCUGGAUAUCGGCACCAUGGCGGUGGACUGCGUCUAGCUACCCCAUUCUCCACCUAUUACCGGGUUUUUGCCGAAUAGUACAAUAUUUUUCCUUUGUGCUCUUUGGCAGUAACUUCCUUUUUACCCUUUUUCUUCUUCUUUUUCUUUUUUAUGCAUGGAGAGAUCCAUAUUUUGUAGCAGUAGAUGAGUGGCCUGGAAGAUAUGCCAUGGUACAUAAGUCAUCUCUUUUCUCUUUGAGAUGAUUAAUUUAGUGCUUAAUUUGGUGGCUUCGGAGGCUCACCAGAGCUUACCUCAGGUAUUCCGGUUAUAAUUUGUCCGGUUAUUGUUGACAAAAAAUGAACCUUUGGUCCACUUUUUUUCCCCGCCAAAAAAUGGCUCAACAUGUAAUUAUCCAAUUGUAGUAGAGUAUAUAUGGAGCUUGUGAUUUAUCAGUUGGUGGCCCGACGUCAUCUUACCUCUUUUAGUAUGUGCUCGUUUAUUACCAAACAAAUUUGAUGUUUGAAUAAUUUCCACUUGGAAUAAAAAAUUAUCGUGUGAGGUCCAAGUUGAACUGUCAACUAAUUAAGGAACUAUCUACAUUAAACCCUGUAAAUUCGAUUAUUAAAAAACAUGGAAAUUCUAAAACCAUUUAACAUUAACUCAGACCUGGUUUCCAAGAGUGAUUUGUAUUUAUGGCCUUCCAAUAAACGGCGAAAUAUUUCAAAUAUUUAGGAAACGCUAGGACAUGGUAAUCCACACAAAUUCAUAAAAAUAUAACAAUUUAUGUCAUGUGUACAAAUCA
Molecule: messenger RNA, 1622 nt
Organism: Aegilops tauschii subsp. strangulata
Lineage: Eukaryota; Viridiplantae; Streptophyta; Magnoliopsida; Poales; Poaceae
Source: RefSeq, a predicted model, not a curated record